UUGAACAAAUUUUAGAGUUUAGGGUCGUUACGAAACGUCAUGUGAUCUGAAUAGGCUACCUAGUGCAUCACGUAAAUGUGGUAAUAAAAUCGAAUCGAUUUAAUGAAUAAUGAAUCAAUUGAAAUAAUAUAGCCUAAUUAACACUGUGUAUAUAAUUAAUUAGGGUACCAUUUGUGAAACUUAGGCUAUAGCCUAUCGUAACUCGUUAAAUUAGCCUAUAAACAUUUUAUGUUUGUUAUUGAAAGUUUUUAUUUUGGUCAAUGGAGGAUUUGUGGACACAGAAACACAUUUCCCAGUGGCAUGUUGUUGGUGUUCUUUUAUUAAAUUAUUACUACUUCCUUUUUUUUUUUUUUUUUUUUUUUUAAAUAAUUCGUGGAAUUAUUGUUUCAUUUCCAAAAUCUUAAUUAUUUAAGCCCGUAAGCUGCGUGAGCAGAAUCAUCUAAUUUGAAUCCACAGUUAAUUGCAAAUAAUCCCUAUUAAAAAUAUAUGCGUUUACGAAUUUAUUUAAUUUGGAUGGGUCAAUAAUGUUGUUUGUCAGAUUAUAAUAUAAAUCUAAUCCUAAUUAAUUUUAUACAAUGUUAAUCACAUAUUAUUUAAUUUUAAAUAAUUAUUCAUUAAAAGCUCAUAUUAUCGCCUAUUUUAAUUUAAUAUAUAUAUAUAAUAACAUAGUUUAACGUCAAAACUGUUUAUCUGUACUUACGUACCCGACGUCAGGUGUCCGUAUGCAUAAUUCGAAAUUUAGUUGCUAUAGCGACGCGUGUAAUGAAUUUUGACUGAAUAUAUACACUCGAGCUAUCGGUAUCUGUUGGUUGAGAGACAAGGCGACUUAAGAGACUUUUGAAGAAUAUUUUCUGUGCUGAGAUUGUGAUUUUUGAAGGAGUUCGGAGGAUAUUUUCUUUGAGUUUUAUAGUUUUAUUUUUGAAGGAGUUCUUCUCUUUGAAAGAGACUCUUUUGGUUUAUUGUUUGAGUUUUAUUUUAAUUUUUUUUUUUUUUUCUUGUUGGAGUUUGGAGGAGAUUUUCAGUGGCUCACAUGGGUGAAAGACGAGCCUCAGGCCGCUCCAGAUCCAGAAGUGGAGCUUUCACCCAGACGGCUAGUCAGGUUGGGACACAUGGCUUCGGUAACAAUGAUCAGGAACCGCUGCCAAACCCAAACCAGCCACUGAGUCAAGAGCUACCUGGCUAUUUAGCACCUCUGCCUUCCGAGUUGGCUUCUUCUGUGUCAACAGAUCAUCAGACUCACAGGAAGAGGAAGUGGCAGAGCGGCAGCCAGCAAGCUCCAAAUGAUGGACAUCCAUCCACCUCAUAUAAGAGACCUGCCAAACGGUCUCGCACAGCUUUAGGCCGCUCCAGACCCAGGAGUGCAGCUUUUACCCAGGCGGCCAGUCAGGAGGUUGGGAGACAUGGCUCUGGUGACAACAAUGAUCAGGAACCGCUGCCAAACCCAACCCAGCCACUGAGUCAAGAGCUACCUGGCUAUUUAGCACCUCUGCCUUCCGAGUUGGCUUCUUCUGUGUCAACAGAUCAUCAGACUCACAGGAAGAGGAAGUGGCAGAGCGGCAGCCAGCAAGCUCCAGAUGAUGGACAUCCAUCCACCUCAUAUAAGAGACCUGCCAAACGGUCUCACACAGCUUUAGGCCGCUCCAGACCCAGGAGUGCAGCUUUUACCCAGGCGGCCAGUCAGGAGGUUGGGAGACAUGGCUCUGGUGACAACAAUGAUCAGGAACCGCUGCCAAACCCAACCCAGCCACUGAGUCAAGAGCUACCUGGCUAUUUAGCACCUCUGCCUUCCGAGUUGGCUUCUUCUGUGUCAACAGAUCAUCAGACUCACAGGAAGAGGAAGUGGCAGAGCGGCAGCCAGCAAGCCCCAGAUGAUGGACAUCCAUCCACCUCAUAUAAGAGACCUGCCAAACGGUCUUGCACAGAAGCAUAUGCAAAGGGCCCAUUGCUGGGGCAAGGUGGAUUUGGCUCUGUGUAUGCUGGGACCCGCAGGUCUGAUGGACUGCCAGUUGCCAUCAAGUAUGUUUCUAAAGGCAAGAUGAACAAGAGGCUGAAAGUUGAAGGCCAGGGUCUGCUGCCGCUGGAGGUCGCACUGAUGACCCGGGUCAAUUCAGCUCCUGCCUGCCCCAAUGUCCUGCAGCUCGUGGAGUGGUUUGACCGUCCCACUGAGUACAUCAUGAUCCUGGAACGACCAGUUCCUUGCCAAGAUCUCCAGAGUUUCUAUGAGGAGAACGGCUGUCUGGAUGAGAACCUGGCCAAGAAAGUGCUGGUCCAGCUCAUCACUGCGCUGAAACAUUGUGAGAGCCGCGGAGUCUUGCACCGGGACGUCAAGCCACAGAACCUGCUGAUUUCCACAGCUUCACAUGACAUCAAGCUGCUGGACUUUGGUUGUGGAGACCUCCUAAAGGACUCGGCCUACACAUCGUUUUCAGGGUCCCUGUGUGGAUGAACUUGCAGCCCCAGCUGAAACCGGAGCCCCGAUGGGUCAGAGAUCGGCUAGUUGGGCAGAGUCUAAGGGAUCCCUGCAACUGAGGUGGCAUAGAGUACCAGCUCUGACUGAUACAGGAACCUCUGGGGCAACCAAGACAUGGAGCUCUAGGACCUCGUCAACCAUGAUGGGUAGCUUGGAGUCCAGGUUGUCCAAAAUAGGAACUUUUGUGGAAGGAACAUCUGGGGCGGAAGCUCUGACUGGGACUAACAGUACUCUCUGGGACUGGAACAGCUAAGAUGGAAAUGGCUGAGACAGGAGCCCUAGCAGUGGCAGCAAUACCACAAGACGCAAAUAUUGAUACCUCAACCCUGGUGCCAGAUGCUACCAGAGAUGGCCAGCCUCACAAGACGCUAAGAACUGGAGGGAUGGAACUCGUGUAAACCUGCCAGAUGCUAAGCUGACUAAAGAGCACUUCCUUGGUGGCUGUGACAGGGUGCUCUUGUCUCCACAACUUAUGGGAUGACCUAAAACAAAAAGGUACCUUAAACCAGUUGUGGAGAAGGAGCCUGUCAAGAAGAAUCCUCUCUUCAGGAUCGGGAUGCAGACAGACAUUGAUCAAAUGGCUGCAUUUAGCUUUAAUUUCCUUUACACCUGCUCACUUUUUAAAAAAAAUUUUUUUAUCAUAUUAUUCUAAGCUGCACAGUUUGGAAAAAUUCUAAUUCAAAGCAAAGGCUUUGCACAGAAACAGUUAUAACAGAAACGGUUAUAUAUAUAAGGUGAAGUAUGUAAGAUUUCUUUAUAUAUAGCUCAAUGUAUAGCGAGAGUUUGGGCCGUGGCUACUGUAGCAGGCGGAGCCAUGGGAAAAGAAAUUCAGCUUUAGUUACAGCGAUGAACGCCAAAAUUCGCUGCAUUUACUGUAUACCUUCAAAGAUUAAACGGGUCAUGAACACGUCAAAGUGAACAGAACUUUGUGAUGCUACGCACUACAAAGCAUGCUUUAAUACCAUAUAGCAUCAUCGUGCACCCGUUCAGAAAGACAAAUUUUCACAAAGACAAAUGCAACACAGCCAAAAGUACUGGACCAAAAACAUGCCUUCACAAGAACCAGUAAGAGCUGCGUUUGUGAUUUUUAAGUUGCGAAAAAAGGGGCGUUUGCAAGGUUUUUUGAAAACGUGCUUUAUUUUGUAAUUACGCUCGGCGCCACUACUGUCACAGAAACUACAUACUUCACUUUUAAAGGAAAGAUAAGGAACAUUUUACAUUAUAUUAAUCAUGUUUUAGGUGCUGUUUUCAUAGAUGCCAAGUCACAUGGUCAUGACUAACCAGCUCUCUCCUUAUUAAAAUUUGUACAGAAUGCAGUGAUCUGAUUAGCCAGUGCCUAACCUGGGAUCCAACAUCAAUGGAUUAGAAAUGAUCUGGAUUGGAGAAGUUCAGGAGAUUCACUCGAUCAGUGAUUUCAGGAAAUAACAUACUUGCUGUCCUUGGUGCAGGGCUUGAUCUCGAGACUUGACCCGAAGCCUGAAGUCCAACUCUAACCUGACAGGGAACUCAAGCCGCCACACCAGAGACCUCAGAGCCUGACCACGUCUGAGCAAGAACAUAAGAGACUUCAAGACUGGAAAGAAAAUCAUCAAGUCAUCACAGUCACAUUUGCUUUGUUUUUAAAAGUCAAGACAAGUCAUCUUUGUUUAUAUAGCAUUUUAAUGUCGGGGAGUAAAGUUACAUGUAACAGCAUUACAUGAUUUAAUUACAAAAUAAAUGUAACUGUAAUCCAUUGAGAAAAGUGUUUUUUAAUUAAAUUAGUUACUUAUGAAAAUGCUAACGAUUAAAAAAGGAGUUACAUCUGAAUAUUUUCUGUAAAAAGCUAGGAUAUGUUGAAUAAUAUUAAUUUGUUGCUUUGCCUGUUUUUUAUGUGCAAUCUCCUAAUUCUCCUGCCAUUUAAAGACCGUUUAUUAAAGUGAUGCUAUUCUGA
Ctenopharyngodon idella (grass carp) is the source of this 4400-nucleotide messenger RNA. RefSeq names its product serine/threonine-protein kinase pim-2-like. Gene Ontology annotation, molecular function: protein serine/threonine kinase activity; ATP binding. Gene Ontology annotation, biological process: protein autophosphorylation; negative regulation of apoptotic process; regulation of mitotic cell cycle. Bases 1031 to 2446 code for a protein of 471 amino acids. NCBI's taxonomy places the organism in Eukaryota, Metazoa, Chordata, Actinopteri, Cypriniformes, Xenocyprididae. The record is from RefSeq and is a predicted model, not a curated record. The transcript is spliced from 12 exons. Gene Ontology annotation, cellular component: cytoplasm.